Molecule: messenger RNA, 3098 nt
Organism: Triticum aestivum (bread wheat)
Lineage: Eukaryota; Viridiplantae; Streptophyta; Magnoliopsida; Poales; Poaceae
Product: heat stress transcription factor A-2a
Exons: 3
Coding region: 1585-2703 (372 amino acids)
Biological process (GO): regulation of transcription by RNA polymerase II; cellular response to heat
Cellular component (GO): nucleus
Molecular function (GO): RNA polymerase II cis-regulatory region sequence-specific DNA binding; DNA-binding transcription factor activity
Source: RefSeq, a predicted model, not a curated record
AGCGGCGAGGUCGAGCUUCUGGGUGAGCUAGCCGUGUGUUCAUUUUCCCCACCGUCCCCAACCACGAGUGAGAGCGGAGAGUUGAAGGCCGGUCGCCGUGUUGUGCCGGCCGAAUGGUGAGCAUUGCGCACCGGGGCGCACGCUGGACAGCUGCCCGCCCACACGGCGGCGGCGCACGUCCAGACGCGGCCACGGCAUGGCCAGCGGGUCGCCUCGGCCCGCACGGGCGCCGGUGGCCGGAGCGCCGCGGCGGAGACGGCAGCCGCGCCGCGCGCACGACGAGCCCGAGAGGAAGCGUAACGCUGCCCGGCUUGCGCGCGCGCGCGCUAGAAGGCCAUGCGAGCCCGCCCAGUUCGUGGCCUCUCUGCCUGCUGCGGUCUUGCGCCAAGCGCGCCCGAGCUCGCUCGCUCUUGUUCGUGGGGCGUCCGCAGGUAAACGAAAAGGCCGUACAGCCCGGAUCCACUCCACGGGCUGAAUGGCGCGGCUCUCUCUCUCUCUUAGGAAGUUCUGGGCCGACGACGACGGCUGGGAGCUGGCCCAGAGCCCCCCUCGAUAGAAAAAUCCCCAUCCCUCCUCGUGCUCUCCCGUGCAACCGCAACAGACAAGGCACGCCGCGUAAGCUUUCCCCGCUGCAAAAGCUCACGGCGCCGCAUAAACAACUGAGCUCGCAGGCAAAAAAGAAAGCGCGUGCGUACCCCGGGCGUCGACAGCGAGGCCGCCGACCUCCCCGGGGGGAAAUAUCCCGGUCGACCACGGCCACUGUAGGCGCAUCGCGUCACGAGGGCGCGCCACGCGGCCAGCCAACUUGGCGCGCUUUCCGCGCGGAGGCGGCGGUCAAUGGCCGCCCGGUCCCGCCCGGCUGGCGCAAAGCGACGCCGGCAGCCUGCAAUAAGAUAAGCGGCUACUUGUUCGAGCCUUCCAGAACCAUCGCCCCGCUCCGGGCCUUCCAGAACUCUCCCCGGCCACGUCACACAGGAUAAGCCAGCCCCGGGGAUGGUUCCAAUCCUUCCAGAACCGUCUCGAUCUUUCGGAAUUGGAAGCCCCGGCGGGUUGGUACGUGGGCUGUAUAAAUGGGCGGUGACCGUGCGCCUCUUCUGACGAGCUCGCUCAAGCGCCUCAAGUACGAAGCGUGAAGGGAUAGUACUGUACUUUCCUCUCCCUUCUUCUCCGUCCCCGGUCUGGUCUGCUGCUUCCGGGCGUCAAUGGGGAGCUCUGCCAUUUUAGGAGGAGCGGAGAUCCCCUGAAUUGGUCAACCACAGCAUUGUUAGUUCGGACGAUUGCUCAAACUUUGACUACUGCAGAUUCUUUUCCCCUUCAUUUUGCAACCACCUUCGGGUAGCCCCUGAUUGAUUGCUAAUCUUGCGGUUCUGAAUUUUGUUUUUGGUAUUUUGAUUCAGAAACUUUCGGGUUUGGUUCUUUGGAGUCUGGAGGAGGGCGACAUUUUCUCUAGCGAAGAUCGCCUUCUGUUAAUUUGGCCGGUUCUUGAUUCUUUCUGGACCUCGUUUUCCUUGGUCCGAUCGAUCACCGGUGCUCAGUAAUCCCCUCUGUCCAAUUUUUCUCUAGAGUUUGUUUGGUCGUUUGAUCAUGGACCCCUUUCACGGCAUUGUGAAAGAGGAGGAAUUUGACUUCGCCGGAGGUGCUGCUGAUGGAUACUCGCCGUCUUCGUGGGGCUCAUCCCCGUCUUCCUGGGGCUCUUCCCCAUCUUCGUGGGCCGGCGACGGCGCCUUGGCGGAGCUGCCGCGGCCGAUGGACGGCCUCGGCGAGGCCUGCCCUACCCCGUUCCUGAACAAGACGUACGAGGUGGUGGACGACCACAGCACGGACACCAUCGUGUCAUGGGGCGUCGCCGGGAACACCUUCGUGGUGUGGGACGCCCACGCCUUCUCCAUGGUGCUCCUCCCCCGCUACUUCAAGCACAGCAACUUCUCCAGCUUCGUCCGCCAGCUCAACACCUAUGGGUUCAGGAAGGUUGAUCCGGACAGGUGGGAGUUCGCGGCGGAGGGGUUCCUGCGGGGGCAGAAGGAGCUGCUGAAGACGAUCAGGCGGCGCCGGCCUCAGUCGUCGCCGGCGGGCACGCCGGCGCUGCUGCAGCAGGGGCAACAGCAGGGUGCGUGCCUGGAGGUGGGGCAUUUCGGGCCCGAGGGCAAGGUGCAGCGGCUGCAGCGCGACAAGGGCACCCUGAUCGCGGAGGUGGUGAAGCUGCGGCAGGAGCAGCAGGCGACGCGCGCGCAGAUGCAGGAGAUGGAGGCGCGCCUGGCCGCCACGGAGCAGAAGCAGCAGCAGAUGACGGUGUUCCUGGCGCGCGCCAUGAAGAGCCCCAGCUUCCUGCAGAUGCUGGUGGAGCGGCAGGACCAGAGCCGGCGGAAGGAGCUCGCGGAGGCGCUCCUCUCCAAGAAGCGCGGCCGCCCCAUCGAGUACCUCCUCCCCCGCAACGGCGAGAGCAGCUACGGCGCCCCGGCGCGAGGCUACGGCCCCGGGCUCGCCGACGGCGGCGAGGGCAGGCGCGCGGACGGCGAGGACACGGAGAGCUUCUGGAAGGAGCUGCUGAGCCUGGGCCUGGAGGAGAGGCAUCGGGAGGCAGGCGGGGGCGGGGGAGGGGAGGCGAGCGGCGCCGAGGUGGACGACGACGUGGACGAUGAGGUGGACGAGCUGGUGCAGAGCCUCUACCACCUCAGCCCCAACCGGCCCCGCAGCUACCAGUGAAGGAACAACGGAAGGUUCUAGAGCGAGAAAUAUCUGCUGCCGCUCGGAGAACAACGCGGGGCCGCAGCCUGACAGCCCCAGCCAGCAGUGAGCGAAAGAAGAUGAAGGUUCUAGAACAAGAAGUUUCCGCUGGAGAACGUCGAACGCCGUGGGGUAGACCGUAGGCGUAGUGGUAGCGGUAGCGGUGGUGCUCCAUGCCCCCAUGGGCGUGGGCGUUGGGGGUUGGUCUGCUUUGCUCAUUUUCUAUUGCUAGUUGUAGUAGUACCUGACAUGUUGUCGGGGCCCCGCGGCCUGCAUGCGCAAGUUGCCCGAAACAGAAAGGGGCCAGCGCCUUUUGGCCUGGCGUGCUGGAAUAAUGCUCCGAGGCUUUGCCGGAUUAAGUACUCCAAGUUGGA